CUCCAUGGAGGAGCGAGAGACGUGCACGCGCGCUUCUUGCACACAAUUUGACCUAGCUAGCCUACUCGAGCGUGCGAGUUGUGUUCAAUUUACAGAGUCCUGGCAAUAUAAUUCCGUUACAUCAAUUGUUAUCUGCAGAAUAGGCCUACCGGCGUAAGAAAUAUUUCAAAUACAAUCAUGAUGGAGAAACCGCAAUCCAUGCCGAGACAGGUUACAAUCGGCAUCUGCACGUCAUCAAUGAGACCUAGCAUCAAGGCUUUGAUUACCAAGGCUUCAGGUCUGACCAAUGUAACAGUCCGAUUCAUUGAACUACCGUACAAUGAUCUAGACAGCUUUCGUCUUCCAUGUGCAGGACUUGAUGGUGUGAUUAUCUGUCAUUCUAUCCAAAAUCGUCGCUUUGCAAUCACAAAUGUUAUGGAUGCUCUCUAUGACAAGUUCCUGCCUCAUGUCAAACAACAACUCGGAAAAGGCAAUGUUUGUGUCGUUGCUCAUGACUUCCCAUGGCCCAUGAAAUCAACUGGCUCUUCUAAAGACCAUGCCAAGAUCAAAGAAAGCCACAUGGUAAACUUCCGCGACAAUCAACCAACUACCUUCGAGUGCUGUGGUCUGGCCAUGAUCGGUGGUAAACUGGACCAUCAGGUGGAUAUGGACAAAGAAGAUUGGACACAGCUUGAAGCCUUUGUGCGUCGAUGUCAACAACCCAAGAAAAAGGUCAUAAACGUCUUUGGAUUCGCAAUAGAUUUGAGUGAUCCUAGAAUUAUUGGCCUGCUGAUCUCUGCAAUAGUAGCACUUAUCUUCCUGUUGCCUUUUGCCAAACGGUUUCUGUACCGUUCUUUGGAGGUGGUUGCAUACCAUGCUGUUCUAUUCCUUCAUGUACCUUUCAUUUGCAGAGUGUACCAUAUCCGAGGAAAGAGUCAUCCGGUGUUAAAGAGAAAACACACGGGAAUAAUACUAGCCUUAUCGAUUCUCAUCCUCAUUUAUGUGGUGGUCAGACUGCACCGCGCAGGAGGUGUGGUCGCAUUCUUAUUUCCCCUGGUACCUUUCAUUGGCCUAGUGUACCAAAGACGGAUGAAAGGUACUCGAGGACCGAGGAUUCUGGGGUUCUCAACUUUCCAGUGGUCGAAACCACCAGAGUGGAAGUUCCCCUACCGAUUUUGGCGCCACUUUAUUAACGCUGGCACAUCUUAUGUCAUUAGCCUGUUUUAGAAUUGAGUUGGUCUUGAUCACAGGCAUAACAAUAAGCCUCUACUCGAAAUCGUAGCUAUUCAAUAACUUCCUGGUUUUUCUUUGAUAUUUAAACAAUGUCAUAAUUAAUAUGGUAGAGGCCUUUCUGUCAUAUCCGGUUUUGAUUUGGCAUAUGCUAAUCCGGUCUACAGCCGGAUUCUUCAACAUUAUUUGACUUUUACUUGUUUUCUGCUGUUUGCCUCUUUUACCCUAUUAAAUGUUGAUAUAAUCAUGUAGGUGCAUGCUUUAACAUGGUCAGUGAAGAAUAUUUUUGAGACUAAUUAUCAGUACAAUAAUGUAUCUUAGGUCGUAGUUAUCAAACGGAUGAUUUAUCAAGAUGUUCUUUGUAAUCAGAGACUGUAUUAUGGAGUUAAAAUUCUUUUGUAAUUUAGGUUGAAUAUAGAGUGUGUUCAACUCCUAAAAUUAUGCCGUUCUUGCAUGCAUUAUGUGUUUUAUUUGUUUGUUUAUUUUUUAAAGUAAAGUAGAUAGCACCUGCUUUUAUACACUUCGUGUCAUCGAUCGCCUUCUUGCUAAAUAUGGAUUAUAUGAUGACAAUAUAAAAUGAGAAUAUGAAUAUUAAGUGGCGGUAGAUGACUGAAGUCGUACCUGCAAUUCAUUGCAUUCGCCUUAUUAUAUUAUAGUAGGUAUAGCACACCAAAAAUAAGUACAUCAAACACAUGUUAUUUGAUUAUU
Molecule: messenger RNA, 1917 nt
Organism: Strongylocentrotus purpuratus (purple sea urchin)
Lineage: Eukaryota; Metazoa; Echinodermata; Echinoidea; Camarodonta; Strongylocentrotidae
Exons: 3
Coding region: 178-1206 (342 amino acids)
Source: RefSeq, a predicted model, not a curated record